UAAAAACUUGCCUUUUCUGAGGUGUGAGGUAAUAUUUUGGCACCAAUAUGGGAAAGCAGAACAGCAAACUACGCCCUGAAGUCAUGCAGGAUUUGCUAGAAAGUACAGACUUUACAGAACAUGAGAUCCAGGAGUGGUACAAAGGCUUCUUGAGAGACUGCCCGAGUGGACAUUUGUCUAUGGAGGAGUUUAAAAAAAUAUAUGGGAACUUUUUCCCUUAUGGGGACGCUUCUAAGUUUGCGGAACACGUAUUCCGCACUUUUGACGCCAAUGGAGAUGGAACAAUAGAUUUCAGAGAAUUCAUCAUAGCCUUGAGUGUAACGUCAAGAGGGAAACUGGAGCAAAAGCUGAAGUGGGCAUUCAGCAUGUACGACCUGGACGGGAACGGCUACAUCAGUAAGGCAGAGAUGCUGGAAAUCGUGCAGGCGAUCUAUAAGAUGGUUUCAUCUGUAAUGAAGAUGCCGGAAGAUGAGUCAACACCAGAGAAGAGGACAGAGAAGAUCUUCCGCCAGAUGGACACCAAUCGCGAUGGAAAGCUCUCUCUGGAGGAGUUCAUUCGAGGCGCCAAGAGCGAUCCAUCCAUAGUCCGUCUCCUGCAGUGUGAUCCCAGCAGCGCCGGGCAGUUCUGAACCCAUUUUUGGAUGAAUUCUGUAUCUGCUUUUUUUUUCCUUGCCAAACAACAUUCAUGGUAGUGUUGCCUCUGUAUGGCCAAUUAUGCCUUCAUUUGUGGCAUCUUGUAGCUUCUUUUGUUGUGGAUUAAUUAUAAGAAUGCUGAAUUGCUCUUAACAAGUUGUCCAGAGCACGGGCAGUACUGUUUUAAACAGAUAUUGUGGUGUUAUAAUUGUUUUAAAGAUUUCAUUUUGGUUUUUUUGUUUUAACGUGUCUGUUUUCGAAAGUACACGUUGAGAA
Molecule: messenger RNA, 909 nt
Organism: Nestor notabilis (Kea)
Lineage: Eukaryota; Metazoa; Chordata; Aves; Psittaciformes; Psittacidae
Gene: NCALD
Product: neurocalcin delta
Exons: 6
Coding region: 48-629 (193 amino acids)
Biological process (GO): calcium-mediated signaling
Cellular component (GO): cytosol
Molecular function (GO): tubulin binding; calcium ion binding; actin binding
Source: RefSeq, a predicted model, not a curated record